UUCUUCCCUCCUAAGCUCUGGUAAUUUAAUAUGACAGCCUGGGAGUUACACACUUUUAUGGAAGUGCCGACACAUUUCAGACCUCUUGCACAGUGCAGUUGCCUUUCCCAGAAGCACAUCUCUCUGGAGCGGGAGGCAGCAGCCCAGAAAUGCUGUAUCAGGAGGAAAAUUGACAGAGUUGGAAGUUUCUAAGUGGGAUGCAGAUGAGUGCUCUUCAGAUUGUUCUAUGCUGUGACCUUUUCCUGUGGCGCACGUUUUGUCCACUGUAGACAGAAUGAGGGCUUCUCUAUCACAGAGAGCAUUGUGCUGUGAAGGGCCAGCUUUGUAAUAGUAAAAGAGGAGAGGCAAAGGGGAGAGGGACAACAGGCCUGACUCCAUGGUGGCAGCAGGAAUUGGGCUCCAAUCACUUGCUUAACACUGAGAAAAAGAAGACAGGAGUGUUUUUGCUGUUAAGGCUCUUCCUUUGUAGUGGAGAACAUUAAAUUAACACCCAAAAAACAGUAUGAUGAAACAGUAAAUUAUGAGGUACUAUGUACUGACAAGCUCAGCAGAAGGAAAGCCCAGUGAAUGCUAGAGGAGGGAUUUUAGCCACAGUUUGCGGAAAAGGAGGCAGGCAUCCUGCUAGGAAAAGUUCAUGUGCUAGGAGGAGGUUUUGUCUUCAUCGGCCUUCAUUUUCAAAAAAUGAUUGGGAAAUUGUUUCUGGCUCCUUGAUAUUCUUAAAAGUUCUCCAGAACUAUUACUUUGAGGAAUAAUCAUAUGGAUUUUGAGAGAAAGUUUUUAAAAAAUUAUCAAGCUUUUCACAUUUUAGGAUUAAAAGGGACCUUAGAGAACAUUAGAUUAAAUUCUUUACCCAAUGCAAGAAUCCCUUCUACAGCAUCUUUGACAGUUGUCCACAUUCUCCUUGAUUGCUUCUGGUGACAGGGAGCUUAAUACCGCAAGAGAAACGUCUUCUGCUGUCUAACAGUUUUAUAAAUUUUAUUUUAUUUUAUUUAUUUUUUUUGAGAUGGAGUCUUGCUCUGUUGCCCAGGCUGGAGUGCAGUGGCAUGAUCUUGGCUCACUGCAACCUCCGCCUCCUGGGUUCAAGCGAUUCUCCUGCCUUAGCCUCCUGAGUAGCUGGGAUUACAGGUGCAUGCCACCAUGCCCAGCUAAUUUUUGCAUUUUUAGUAGAGACGGGAUUUCACCAUGUUGAUCAGGUUGUUUUCGAACUCCCGACCUCGUGAUCUGCCUGUCUCGGCCUCCCAAAGUGCUGGGAUUACAGGUGUGAGCCACUGUGCCCGGCCAGUUUUAUUUUAUUUUUUUUAUUUUUGAGAGAGAGUCUUGCUCUAUGACCCAGGCUGCAGUGCAGUGGCACAGUCUUAGCUUACUGCAACCUUGAACUCCUGGGCUCAAGCAAUCUUCCCACCUCAGCCUCGUGAGUAGCUAGGACUACAGGUGUGCACCACCACACCUGGCUCAUUUUUAAAAAUUUUUUGUGGAGACAGGGUGUCACUCUGUUGCCCAAGCUGGUGUCUAACUUCUGGUCUCAAGCAAUCCUCCUGCCUUGGCCUUUCAAAGCCUUGGGAUUAUAGGCAUGAGCCACUGCACCCAGCCAGACAGCUUUAAUUAAUAGAAAACCUUCCUCUAUUAAACCAAUAUCUGUUUCUCUGUGACUCAUUAGUGGGCCUCCCAGAUGUCUCCGGUGUUCCCUUGGUAGGAAUUUUUUUAAUCCAUAGACCAGAGUGGUACAGAAAAGAUACAGAUAAAUACAGAUUGGUUUUGGCAUGCUAAUAACUCCCUGAUUGAUCCCACAAUUUAGCAACUCCUAAGCAGUGUUAAAAAAGCUAGUUCUGCCUCAGGUUUGGAUGUCCACAGAAGAGCCUCUGUGAGCUAUCCACAGAGUAGUAACCUGCUCCAAGGAGCAGAUGGCACAUGUCUUGUCCCUGGUUUCCUAGUCCCAGGCUGCACGCCCAGCUGAUGGAGAGGACCCAGUCAUCCAACAUGGAGACCCGGCUGGAUACCAUGAAGAUGCUGGCCAAGCUCUCUGCUGACGUGACUUUUGCUACUGAGUUCAUCAACAUGGAUGGCAUCAUUGUGCUGACGAGGCUUGGGGAAAAUGGAACCAAACUCUUGUCCCACUACAGUGAUAUGCUGGCAUUCACCCUGACUGCCUUCCUAGAGCUCAUGGACCGUGGCAUUGUCUCCUGGGACAUGGUUUCAAUCACCUUUAUUAAGCAGAUUGCAGGGUAUGUGAGCCAGCCCAUGGUGGACGUUUCAGUCCUUCAGAGGUCCCUGGCCAUCCUGGAGAGCAUAGUCCACACCAGAAGAUACCAGAGUCUGUACCAGAAGAUAGCUGAGGAAAUCACCGUGGGACAGCUCAUCUCACACUUCCAGGUAUGAAUGAAAAAAAUUACACCUUUAGAAAAAGAGUUGUUAGAAAAAAGCCUUGGCUGCAUGUAGGGGAAGUGACAGCACAGAAGAGACCAGAGAAGAGCCUCCUGGAGGAGAGCCUGCACUUUGACCAUGCUGUCCGGAUGGGUGCGGUGCUCUUUUCUGCAGAGUGUUCAUUUCUAUGCUUUUUCUAUGGUUCCAUUUCAUAGAAAGAUUUGGGGUGAUGUUUCUUUUCCCUCAACUUUUUAUUUUAAAACUUGAAACACAGAAAAGUUGAUAAAAUAAUACAGUGAACAUUGGUAUGCUUUUCAACUGGAUUCACCAAUUAAGGUUUUGUCAUACUUGUUUUCUCUCCUCCGCAUAUGGAAGAUUGUAUAUGUGCCCUUUUUCUCCCUGAAUCAUUUCAAAGUUACCAGUAUCAUGGCAUUUCACUGUUAAGUACUUUCGCAGAUAUCUUCUAGGAACCAGGACAUUCUCCUAUAUAAUCACAAUACCAUUAAUCCCACCCCAAAAAUUUAACAUCAAUACACUAAUGAUACCUACUGUAUAGAUUAUAAUCAGCUUCCUUGCAGCAAUCUGUUUAGAAGGCUUGCAUCCUGUCACUGUCCACUGAUUAAAUUUUGAACUCUAACUUG
Gorilla gorilla gorilla (western lowland gorilla) is the source of this 3002-nucleotide messenger RNA. Its product is annotated as engulfment and cell motility protein 2-like. NCBI's taxonomy places the organism in Eukaryota, Metazoa, Chordata, Mammalia, Primates, Hominidae. The transcript has 4 exons. The record is from RefSeq and is a predicted model, not a curated record. The coding region runs from base 1909 to 2376 and encodes 155 amino acids.